Messenger RNA from Colletotrichum aenigma, 1728 nucleotides. RefSeq lists its product as uncharacterized. The coding region runs from base 1 to 1728 and encodes 575 amino acids. NCBI's taxonomy places the organism in Eukaryota, Fungi, Ascomycota, Sordariomycetes, Glomerellales, Glomerellaceae. The transcript has 4 exons. The record is from RefSeq and is a predicted model, not a curated record.
AUGGAAGACGCUGGGAUCACAAUAACGCAAACACCGACGGGUGCCUCUUUCGUGACCCUUAGCGACUUCAGUAUAACCACUCCAACUAUCAUCACGACUACCAAAGCCGGAAGCAGCAACCAAGAGAUCGUGCCAGUCCUUCUUGUGAAGCCGAAGAAGAAGAACCCCACAGACCCGGAUCCAAUUCCAGUGCCGGUCGUCUGCUUUGGGUGCUUUCCGGGCAUCCAAUUCCCACCAAAGAUCAAAGUGACACUUAACUUACCCGACAUUUGCAUUCAGAUCCUAUGGUUCAAGAUUGGAAACUGCCCCUCGGGCGAAGACAAAAAGGGCGGAGGUGGUGGUGGUGGAGGCGACGGCAACGACGAUGACAAACCCGACGACGAACCCGACGACCCGGAGAGCACACAAAAGUCAACAGAAAAGACCUCGUCAACGUCUUCGUCUUCGUCAUCUUCUUCAUGCACCGUUACUGCGACUGCUACUCACCAGACGGUGUAUUGCUCUGUGAUCCAGGGUUUGCGGUGGCGGUGUCUGCCAAUCCACUCCGAAUCGGGCAUUGUCUCGAGAGAAGGAAAGCGCGGAAACCCAGCUCAUGGCGAGUGGGUUGAUCCCGACGACUAUCCCAACGGAUAUGCCGAGUUUAUGCCUGCUCAGCUCCGAGAGGCAAGAAGUCAGCCGCGAGGUGAAGGCUUCGCACCGAAGCUCCUCAAGCAAGGCCCGGGUCCUGCUCGAGGGCCCUAUCCCAUAUUCAACGAUACCGAUGAAGGUGAAGAAGCAGCGCAAGAGUAUUAUUACUCGGAGCUGCCUGUAUCGACCGAAUUUCUUAUUUUUGAGGACGAGGUACAAUCGCUGGCCAUUGACCAGAUGGUCGGCUGCGAUGCGAUCAUCCUGGUCUCACGCCUGGGCGCCUUCGUUUGCCAUUUCUAUCAAGGAUCCUGGAACAGCGAUAGACACAUGGACGACCUUAUGAGAUUCUGUUACUACGGGCGCCCGGAAGGCGACCCAAUGCAUGAAUGGGCUCAAUACGGCAUUGACAAUGUCAGAGACCAUCCCGAAGAGGGCAAGCGAGGCAUCAUACUCGGGGACCAGGACUCCGACGCAGAGGAAGACGACUUCGAGGAUAUUGUCGCCUUCAUCAUAACGCCCAGAGUGCGGCCGAACAUUUGGAUAAUCGACCGUGACGGGCCCAGAGUCAUACCAGAUGAAGAGAUUCUGGCCCCUGACGUCAUGGCGGGCCGUCUUAGAUAUGCGCCAGACAGAGUCAACAGAGUCAAACAGAUCUUGACGGGAAUCUUCGUCGACAUUCCUAUCAAGACGAUCGAUUAUCCUCCUGCAAUGCUGCCGUAUGCCGAAUGGAGCAGGCUCGAGGCUCUUGGUGAUGCGUUUGCUUUUGCCGAGGGGCUUCAGGACAGCAUUGUCGAUACGCCCCGCGUCGGUGCCGCUCUCAACGACAUCAUUGUCUCUGAAUGUCACGACUCUGGCACCUUUUACGGCGAAUGCUACGACAGUGGCAACCAGCGAAACGACAUUGACGCAGUUUCAGUCAUCUUCAGCGUCUUCGAAGAUUUCCUCACCCUCUUCAAAAUCUUUCUCGGUCAUGUCGAAAUCGUCCAAGACCACGUCGAAGCCAAUCUCGUCGACAGGAACUCCCCGCCACUCCGUGACAUCCUCCGCUUCGCCAACAUCAAAGAACCCGCCAGCAACCAGCAGCGGACCCACGACGUCUGA